Messenger RNA from Babjeviella inositovora NRRL Y-12698, 315 nucleotides. RefSeq lists its product as uncharacterized. The record is from RefSeq and is a predicted model, not a curated record. Bases 1 to 315 code for a protein of 104 amino acids. NCBI's taxonomy places the organism in Eukaryota, Fungi, Ascomycota, Pichiomycetes, Serinales. The transcript has 2 exons.
AUGUCUCCCGUACACCAGGGGCCUCCCAACGAGCAUUGGAUUCUACUCGAUACCACUAAAGAAUAUCCCCUUACACCGUGUCUGCUGAUUGGCUCGUUAUCACGAGACAUUCCUGGCCGCAAGCGUUUGGAGCAUCGUUCUACCCACUUUGCAGAAGUCGCCCCAAAGUUCACCGCCAACGGUAGUAAGAUCGUCAUGGGUGGUGGGAUCUUCGACUCCAAUGAGGCCCUUGUGGCCGACGGCUCCGUUCCAUUGCCUCCAUUUGCUGAUUCAGCGUUGAUCGUGAGAGUUGACACCAGGUCAUUGAGUUGUUGA